Messenger RNA from Pyrus x bretschneideri (Chinese white pear), 1066 nucleotides. Its product is annotated as histidine-containing phosphotransfer protein 1-like. NCBI's taxonomy places the organism in Eukaryota, Viridiplantae, Streptophyta, Magnoliopsida, Rosales, Rosaceae. Gene Ontology annotation, molecular function: histidine phosphotransfer kinase activity; protein histidine kinase binding. The record is from RefSeq and is a predicted model, not a curated record. Gene Ontology annotation, cellular component: cytoplasm; nucleus. The transcript has 6 exons. Bases 367 to 825 code for a protein of 152 amino acids. Gene Ontology annotation, biological process: phosphorelay signal transduction system; phosphorylation; cytokinin-activated signaling pathway.
CCGUAAAAACAGAUAAUCCUUGGGCCUUAGAUUGGGAAAACGCGUGUUACAGACUUGCACCAUGAGAGCGUGGGAAACAAAAUCAGAAUCUCACACAUCGAGUGACAGCAAGAGAGAGAGUUGUCUUUCUUUCGUAACAGCUAUGCGCCUAAAGGAGUAAGGAAAUGGGGCUUUCCAAGUGAAGCAAAGUGCAGGUAGGAGAGAGAAAGAGAGAUAAUACAGCCAAAGCAAAGUGCGGGAUGAAACCGCCAGUUCAGAUUGUGAUAUUAUACAGACAUGCAAAGCCAUUGAGACACUCCACUUCUCUCUCUUGUUUCCUCUCUCUCUCUCUCCCUCUCCCUCUCUCUCUCUCUCUGGGGGAAGAAAAUGUAUGGGACUCGACUUGAACAACAGCUCUACGAUUUUACCCGCUCUUUGCAGGAGCAGGGUAUAUUGGACGACCGCUUUGAUCAACUGAAAGAAUUAGACAAUGAAACUCCUGGUUUGGCUGUGGAAGUAAUAGCCAUCUUCAUUCGUGAUGCUGACUAUGGCAUAGAAGGACUUGAAAGAAAACUUUUUAGGAGCAAAACUGUUCUCAACUAUCCUAAGGUUACAGACCUUACGCAUAAGCUCAAGGGAAUUAGCGCAAGUGUUGGUGGUUGCCGGGUGGCUGCUGCUUGUAGUGAGCUCCGAGAAUCAAGCCUUGCCUAUAAUAAGGAAAAGUGCUUUGCGGACUUUGACGUGGUCAAGCGUGAAUAUAUUUACUUGAGGGAAAAGCUUCAUCAAAUUCUGGAGAUGGAACGCACUAUUAUUGCUCCUUAUGAUACCAAAAAGCGCCGUAAGUAGAGAGCUGGUUCUUCAUUCGGGCUUUUAGGAUAGUUUCUUUGGAAGAUCAGAUGUUUAUAUCGGCUGUGAAAUAAGUUUCCUGGAACUGAACUUUAGUAUCUUUUUAUAAACAGGUUAUGACUUGUUUAGUGUUGUAUUUUUGGUGCUUUAUAAUAAGUUCAUGCUAAGUGAAUUGGAGACUGCUUCUAUAUCUAUACUCUUGUAACUUUGAUUUUCGUGAUGGAAUGGUACCAGGCCAUGA